Williopsis jadinii is the source of this 1885-nucleotide messenger RNA. RefSeq names its product sugar transporter. The record is from RefSeq and is a predicted model, not a curated record. Gene Ontology annotation, molecular function: carbohydrate:proton symporter activity. Gene Ontology annotation, biological process: transmembrane transport; carbohydrate transport. Lineage: Eukaryota; Fungi; Ascomycota; Saccharomycetes; Phaffomycetales; Wickerhamomycetaceae. The transcript has a single exon. Gene Ontology annotation, cellular component: membrane. Bases 158 to 1771 code for a protein of 537 amino acids.
CACUCGUUCAUAGUUCAAGACUAUGGACAGAGUGGCCCACAUGGCAUGCUGAUAGUCAUUGUAUACGUUAAGAACGCUGGGUAAACUAUAAAAGAAGACUUAGAUGCCUCUGUGAGGUAGUUGAAGAGCUCAUCAUCACCAUCACCAUCCAGCAAUCAUGUCAGAGAAGAACAAUGGACCUGUCGCCAUUAACAACGUUACCGAUGACUCUGUGAAUGAUCCAAUACAACAGAUUCUCGAGUACGAAAGAUCUCUAACCUUGUGGCAGGCAUUGUGCAAGUACAAGAAGGCAGUUUUCUGGGCUGUCGUGAUCUCCAAUACUGUGAUCAUGGAAGGUUAUGACACUUCGUUAAUCAGCUCACUCUUUGCCUUUCCAGCCUUCAAAGAGAACUUGGGUAAUCUUAACACGAACGGGACCUAUGAGAUCCCUGCGCCAUGGCAGUCUGGAGUGGCCAAUGCCGCAUCUUGUGGUCAAUUCUUUGGCCUGAUCAUUGCUGCGUGGUGUGUUGAUAGGUUUGGUUAUAGGAAGACCUUGAUAGCAAAUCUGCUUUUCUUCACGGGCGCAAUAUUCAUCGUUUUCUUUGCCAACUCAUUGGGAAUGCUCACUGCAGGUCAAGUGGUGUGUGGACUACCAUGGGGUGCUUUUCAGUCGUUGGCAAUUACCUAUGUUUCAGAUGUCACUCCCGUGGUUUUGAAGCCUUACAUGGCCACCUAUGUGAAUCUCUGCUGGGUGAUUGGACAUUUGAUCAGUGCAGGUGUUUUGCGUGGGCUGCUGAAUAUUAACCAUGAUCCACGCUCAUACAGAAUCGCCUUUGGACUUCAAUGGAUUUGGCCUUUGCCAUUGUGUAUUGGUAUUUUCUUUGCACCAGAAUCGCCGGUGUGGUUGUUGAAAAGAGGGAAAGAAAAAGAGGCAAUGAACUCAGCACAAAGGCUGACAUCUACACAGGAAGAUGCUGAGAGUUUCUAUCGUGCUGCUUACUAUACGAACCUCUUAGAAGUUACCUACGCUGAGAAUUCAAGUUACUCUGACUUGUUCAAGGGUGCCAAUAGAAGAAGAACGCUACUGGUGCUUUAUGCAUGGGUUGUACAAGCGUGGUGUGGUUCAGCGAUCAAUGGGUAUUCAACGUACUUUAUGACUUCGGCAGGUAUGUCAACGGUGCACUCUUUUGACAUUACAAUGGUCAAAAACGUCAUAUCCUUUAUUGGUACAUUUUUCGUGUGGUUUACAAUGAGAUGGCUUCGUAGAAGAUUCAACAUUCUUAUUGGACUCUUUCUCCACUGUGUGGUACUAUUGGUGAUUGGAAUUCUGGGAACACAGUCACCUUUACAGAACUCCUCCGUUUCAUGGGCUAUAGCUGGAAUGAUUCUUUGUUUACAGCUGGUUUAUUCCUCCACUAUGGGUCCCAUUGCCUACCUUGCAUGUUCAGAAUUCCCAACAGCCAGACUGAGAGCUAAAACGGCAUCGCUUGGGAGAAAUCUUUAUCUAUUGUGCUCUAUAUCUCGAGGUGUUAUCACCCCAUACAUGUUGAAUGCGACUGCUUGGAACUGGGGUGCAAAGACAGGGUUCUUCUGGAUGGGAUUCAGCUUUGUCUUUAUGAUCGUGUCCUUUGUCAUCUAUCCAGAGGCAAAGAACAGGUCUCCAAUGGAAAUGGAUUACUUGUUUGAGCACAAGGUGCCUUCCAGAAAGUUCUACACAACUGAAAUUGAUGACAAAGUUGGAGAGGAUUUGAAGAUGUCCAAGGAGAUGUGCAGUAUUAAAUCCAAAUGUUGAGUCCAUUACUGUGAGAGACUCCAACAAUAUAUAACCAUUAUGGCGAGUGAUCAGCUCAUUUAACCUAUACUUCAUACAUAAGCAAUCACAUUCCUUUAUGACAGAAUUAAGCAG